CAUCAGUUCACUCGCAGCAUUCGUUCUAAACUAGUGUUUUGUGUUAGUCGUGCAGGAGAUCCAAAAUGUUCAAGAUCAUCGCUUUGGUUGCCUGCCUGGCCGUGGCUGCCGUUUCGGCCGAAUACUACCUCGGGGAGCACGUGGAGCACAAGGAGUACCACUCCCACCCCAAGUACAAGUACGAGUACGGUGUAAAGGACGGACACACCGGUGACCACAAGAGCCAGUGGGAGCAGCGGGACGGAGACGUAGUGGUCGGACAGUACACGCUGGACGAAGCCGACGGAACCCACCGCGUUGUCGCGUACAACUCGGACGACCACAACGGAUUCCAGGCCCACGUGCAGCGCGUCGGACACGCCCACCACCCCCACGGAGAGAGCUACGCCAACAUUGACCAGCACCACUAGGAGGGAACGGGAGGGAGAAGCCCGUUCGGACUGAGCAAAAAAUCGUUUCGUUUUUUAUCACAUUAAGUCACCAUCAAGUUGUUGUUUUUUAUUUAGAGUUGCGUUUUCGCAACCAUGCCAAAUCAAUAAAAUGUUCCUCGCUCGUACAAGUUA
Molecule: messenger RNA, 563 nt
Organism: Culex quinquefasciatus (southern house mosquito)
Lineage: Eukaryota; Metazoa; Arthropoda; Insecta; Diptera; Culicidae
Product: cuticle protein 19
Exons: 2
Coding region: 66-410 (114 amino acids)
Cellular component (GO): extracellular matrix
Source: RefSeq, a predicted model, not a curated record